AUAGACGAAAGCAUGAUAUCGUUUCUAAUAAAUCGUGGAGCUCGUGGUGCUUACAAGAUUUCAUUGGGACUAACUCGAGGUUAUAGAGGUCUAACAGAAGUAAAAAACCUUCAAAAUGUCUCACGAGCUGCUGAUAAAACUGGAAAUAAGAAUUUGGUGAACGUAUUACGAACUUCUAGCGUAAAAAAUGUGAAGAACCAACUAAUUGAAGCUGAAUGCUGCAUUCCAAUCUUAAUAUGGCCAGCCAAACCGUUGGUGAUCAUGAGAGAAGAAGGUCAUAUCGAUGAUAACGACGAUUUGCUGUCGUCUGAGCAAAGGGCCGCAAAAAGGGAAACCUUCAAAAAACUUGAGGUAGAUAGUCCCAAAUUUCCAAUCGAGAAACUUCCAACCACGUCGAAAUUUCCUAUUAAUGAAAAGUCCGAGAAGGGUUUAGAUCCAGCCGAAGAAAAAGAACUCGAGGCCAAUUUGCUAGAGAAGCUAAAAAAUAUGGUUAAAAGAAAAAAAUCUCGACUAGAUCAGAAAAUUGACGAGAUGAGGAAUAAUGUGAUAGGCUGGAAUAAUGAACAACCUGAGUUUCUAUCGGAUGCUACAAAAAUGCAACCUUUUGUUAUUCUGCAAGGAGGAACUAAUAUGGCCUUGAAAGCCAAGGAAUCAACCCCACCCAAAGGAUCUGGACCUUCCACCCCGGGAGGCUCUCCUCCACCAAAAAGUGGUUCUACUCCGCCGACGGGUGGUUCUCCGCCUGCUAAAACCGGCGCUCCACCGCCCCCAAAGGGGCCACCGCCCGGAACUCCACCACCGCAGACGAAAACUACUUUCGGACCGCUUGCUGAUGCUGAUCGAAUCUUUACCAAUUUAUACGGACGGCACGAUUGGCGAUUAAAGGCAGCAAUGAAGCGCGGUGACUGGUACAAGACGAAGGAGAUCCUAGCCAAGGGCGACAAGUGGAUAGUAAACGAGAUUAAGACAUCUGGACUGCGAGGACGCGGUGGCGCCGGAUUCCCCAGUGGACUUAAGUGGUCAUUUAUGCACAAACCGCCUGAUGGGAGGCCCAAGUUUCUAGUGGUCAAUGCGGAUGAAGGCGAGCCCGGUACUUGCAAGGAUCGUGAGAUAAUACGCCAUGAUCCACACAAGCUGAUAGAGGGAUGCCUCAUUGCUGGACGGGCAAUGGGUGCCAAUACUGGUUUUAUUUACCUUCGCGGGGAGUUUUACAACGAGGCUUGCAAUCUUCAGUAUGCAAUUAUUGAGGCCUAUAAGGCUGGUUAUCUGGGAAAGAAUGCCUGUGGUUCCGGGUACGAUUUCGAUCUUUAUGUGCAACGUGGAGCAGGAGCCUAUAUAUGCGGAGAGGAAACCUCUCUAAUCGAAUCCUUAGAGGGCAAGGCGGGUAAGCCAAGGAACAAGCCACCCUUUCCGGCCGAUAUCGGCGUCUUUGGCUGUCCGUCUACGGUGACCAAUGUGGAAACGGUGGCCGUGUCUCCAACUAUAUGCCGGCGUGGUGGCAAUUGGUUUGCCAGCUUUGGGCGUACCCGAAAUUCUGGCACCAAGCUGUUCAAUAUCUCUGGUCACGUUUGCAACCCUUGUACCGUCGAGGAAGAGAUGUCUAUGCCUACCAGAGAGCUCAUUGAACGCCAUGCUGGUGGAGUGAUCGGGGGCUGGGACAAUUUACUGGCCAUCAUUCCGGGUGGCUCCUCCACUCCGUGCAUUACCAAGGAGCAUGCCUCGAGUGCGAUUCACGACUACGAUGGGCUGAUGGCAGUGCGUUCGUCCAUGGGAACAGGUGCCUUGAUUGUAAUGAAUAAGGAUACGGAUAUUAUCAAGGCCAUUGCCCGCUUAUCGGCUUUCUAUAAGCACGAGAGCUGCGGCCAGUGCACUCCUUGUCGCGAGGGUCUCCACUGGGUGCACAUGAUCAUGCAGAGGUUUGUGACAGGACAGGCGCAAAUCGAAGAGAUCGAUAUGCUGUUCGAACUGACGAAGCAGAUCGAGGGCCAUACCAUUUGUGCGCUGGCCGAUGGUGCUGCCUGGCCCCCGCAAGGACUCAUACGGAACUUCCGUCCGGUCAUCGAGGAGAGGAUCAGGAAGCGGGCGGCCGAGGACCAAGCUAAAGCUGAAGCACUUCAGGCUGAACGCUUCCCUUGUCAAACGGUGACUCCUUGCCCAGAAUAAAGCGUGCCAA
This is a messenger RNA of Drosophila erecta, 2173 nucleotides long. RefSeq names its product NADH dehydrogenase [ubiquinone] flavoprotein 1, mitochondrial (gene ND-51L1). The transcript has a single exon. NCBI's taxonomy places the organism in Eukaryota, Metazoa, Arthropoda, Insecta, Diptera, Drosophilidae. Gene Ontology annotation, biological process: mitochondrial electron transport, NADH to ubiquinone. The coding region runs from base 13 to 2163 and encodes 716 amino acids. The record is from RefSeq and is a predicted model, not a curated record. Gene Ontology annotation, molecular function: NAD binding; FMN binding; NADH dehydrogenase (ubiquinone) activity.